Messenger RNA from Anisakis simplex (herring worm), 600 nucleotides. The record is from the annotation of a GenBank genome assembly. Lineage: Eukaryota; Metazoa; Nematoda; Chromadorea; Rhabditida; Anisakidae.
AACAAUUACACGAUCGGUGGUUUGAAUGUGAGAAAUCUGUGCAAAGCAGUGAAUGAAGCGCCCGCUAAUGAUUCUCUCAAACAGAUGAGAGCGGUCAUGAACUUUCUGAAUAAAUUUUAUCCUCACACGGGUGAAUGCGAGAAGGAUACAACGAAGUGCACAUUCGCAAACAGUUACGAAGAGAUGAUCAAGUUGCUCGCAAAUGUGACAUAUGAUAAAAGUACUGACAAUGCCGCGGAUCGUGGAUGGAUGUGGUUGUGCUGCAAUGAAAUUGGAUUUCUGCAAACAACUGACGAAGGCAGGAAUGUAUUCGGUGAAAUGGUUCCAUUGAACUACUAUAUCGAUAUGUGCACUGAUAUGUUCGGGCCGACUGUUAAUGUGAAAACGAUAACGAAACGGAAUGCAGCCGCACAAAAAUAUUACGGAGGUGCUCAGAACUACAAGGCAACCAACGUCAUCCUUCCCAAUGGUUCGCUAGAUCCUUGGCACGCACUUGGAACAUAUGUAGAGGAUAAAAAAAAUCAUCAGAUACCACUUCUGAUUCAGGGUGAGAUCAUUUCGGAUAUUUCAAAGUCGUUAGUACGGAAAAUUGAAGCCUAA